Messenger RNA from Rhipicephalus microplus (southern cattle tick), 1684 nucleotides. Its product is annotated as A disintegrin and metalloproteinase with thrombospondin motifs 16. Gene Ontology annotation, biological process: proteolysis. NCBI's taxonomy places the organism in Eukaryota, Metazoa, Arthropoda, Arachnida, Ixodida, Ixodidae. The record is from RefSeq and is a predicted model, not a curated record. Gene Ontology annotation, molecular function: metalloendopeptidase activity.
AUGGCCGCCGGCGACGUAUGCGGCGUGCUGCAGCGGCCCGUCGCCGCUCGCCUGCCGCGCAGUACCGUAAUGCCAACGUCGCUGGCCGUUGGUGUGACGCUUCUUCUACUGUUUCUUCAGGUCGGCUCGUGCUUUGCCCAGGUUGGUGAUGUGAGCGCUGAAGAGCAAGUACAGGUGUUCUUCGAGCCAGACGUCUUGUCGGUACACGUCGGAGGCCGUCGGCUGUACGUGCCCCUUCGCCGCAGACGUGCGGCACUCGAGUCAUUAUUCCCCGGUGGUGCGGCGUCGGUGGUGAACUGCACGUACGAAGGCAGAGUCUACGAGCAAGGGGUCGGUACCACGGGUCGAGCCGUGGUGACUGGGUGUCCCGGUGACAAGCGGGUCCACGCCUUCAUACUCACAGCCAAGGGCGAAGCUUUUUCUGUGGCGCCCGUCGCUCAAAGAGUCGGUGACGCGGGUGACGAAAUCGAUGUCGUUGCUGGACACUUGGUGCGCCGCGAAUCCCCCAAGUCAAAGUUCCUCACUUCGUGGAGCAAGCUGUCCAGCAGGAGACGCAGGGCCGCGAAGACGAAAGCGGUGGUGUCGUCGAGGGAGCGUGCCAUUGAGCUUGCGGUAUUCGUCGAUGCAGCGCUAAACAACGCCAUGGCCACGGAACGAGCCCUGCAGACCAAGCUCACGGCUAUCCUCGAACAGGUCCAACUGAUUCUGGAGUACCGAUCACUGGGAAGGCCGCUCAAACUGGAGAUCGUCACUCUCGAACUCGUCGACUCCAAGCGCGGUCCCAGCACCGGCGGCGGUGACAUCGACGCCUACCUGGACAACUUCUGCGUGUGGCAGUGCAACCGCAACCAGCUGGCGGCGAGGCAGGGGCUGGGACGCUGGGACCACGCGCUCAUGCUCUCGGGUCUCGACCUCGUCAAGGGCAACAACAGCCGCGUGCUGGGCCUGGCGUGGGUGAACGGCAUGUGUCGGUGCCGCUACAGCUGCACCCUGAGCGAGGCGCGCAGCCUCGAGGCGGCGCUGGUGGUGGCCCACGAGCUGGGCCACUCGCUGGGCAUGCACCACGACGGGCCGCCGGACAACCGCUGCGACCCGGACCGCUUCAUCAUGUCGGCCAAGACGGGCGCCGGCAAGACCGGCUGGUCCAGCUGCUCGGGCCAGUACCUCGAGGACUUCCUCUCGAGCCGGACGUCGACGUGUUUGGCGUCUCGCACCAGCCAGCCAGUGGCCGAGUUGGACGGAGAGCCUCUGCCCGGUCAGCUGUUCCCGGCGGACGCCCAGUGCAAGCUGGCGCUGGGAACGGACUACAGCGCCUACACUUCGUCCAGAAGCCCCUUCAAUAACGUGUGCCGUGAACUGUGGUGUCUUGAGGGUUCCUGGGCCAGCCCCGCUCAUCCGGCCCUGGACGGUACCUCAUGUGCUAAAGGCAAGUAUUGCCGCGAGGGGUCGUGCGUGGCGCGUCCGGCGGCCCAAGAAGGUGGUGGCAGCCCCGGGGCCUCGACAAAGAGGGCGCCCCGGAGCACCGUCGUCACUACGACGACAAACCCGACGACGACUACACGACGGUCCCGGAUCAACGUCGUCUUUCCCGACCUGACGAACAUCUGGAACAACUGGUUCCGGCGCGGUCUCCCCAGUUGGUUUUGAGGCCGAGGUCGAUAUCUUUACGGAUCACUCGGUGCUG